This is a messenger RNA of Mesorhabditis spiculigera, 1485 nucleotides long. NCBI's taxonomy places the organism in Eukaryota, Metazoa, Nematoda, Chromadorea, Rhabditida, Rhabditidae. The record is from the annotation of a GenBank genome assembly.
AUGCUUGCGCAGAGCAGCAUCCCGUUCCGCCGGAAAAGCAAUAAGUCACCAGGGAACCCAGUGGUGCUCAUUCCCGGUGAUGCGGGAAGUCAGCUAGAGGCUAAUUUAACGGGAAAACCGGAGGUGGUGCACUACAUCUGCUCGAAACUGACGCUAGACUACUUUGAUUUGUGGCUGAAUCUGGAGUCUUUUUCACCGGUGGCUAUUGAUUGCUGGGUGGACAAUAUGAAGCUUGUUUACAAUACCACUUCCGGGCUUUCGUCGAAUAUGCCAGGUGUUGAUAUCCGAGUGCCCGGAUUUUCGGCCACCGAAACGAUUGAAUGGUUGGAUCCAAGUAAUGCUUCAACCGGUUCAUACUUUUUCACGCUUGUCGAUAUGAUGGCCCAAUGGGGGUAUAAACGCGGGAAAAGCGUGGUGGCUGCCCCGUAUGAUUGGCGAAAAAGUCCUGUCGAAAACGACGGCUAUUUCGUGCUUUUGAAAUCGUUGAUCGAGUUGACAUACCGGUACAAUCAAAACCAAAAGGUCAUCAUCCUCGCGCACUCGAUGGGCAACCCAGCAAUGUUGUAUUUUUAUAAAAAUUAUGUAGAUCAGGCCUGGAAAGAUAAAUACAUUCAAUCGCACGUGAGCCUGGCUGCGGCGUGGGGUGGCUCGAUGCAGAUCAUCCGGCUUUACGUUUCAGGCUAUAACAUGAACUAUUACCGGAUUAUACUACCGCCUUCAAGCCUGCGCUCUAUGCAACGGUCGUUCACUUCAUCGGCUUUUUUGUUUCCAUCCAAGGCAGUCUGGGGCCCAGAUGAGAUACUUGCAUAUACGGCCGAGAAGAAUUAUACGUUACGAGACGUCAAGGAUCUGUUCUACGAUGCGAAUUACCCCAUGGGAUGGCAGCAAUAUAAGAAACACGCCGAGCUGCUUGGGGAUUUGGAUGCGCCGGGGGUUGAGGUGCACUGUAUCUACGGUCUCGGCGUGCCCACCCCCGACUCGUUCACCUGGGCCAAGGGGUAUUUCCCAGACUACCCUCCACUUGUGACCUAUGGUGAUGGGGAUGGUACGGUGAAUAAGAAGAGCAGCGAGGUCUGCACCAGAUGGAAUGAGGCAAAUAAUCAUGGGAAGAAGGUGAGCGUGCACGUGUUGCCAAACACGGAACACAUGGCCAUCAUGCAAAUGACCAGCCAGAAGAUGAAGUCCUUCGCCAUUCUUGCCAUUGUCGCUGCUGUUGCCUUUGCUCAACACACCCGGCCGACCCCGAACCCGUGCCAAAUCUGUGAAUAUGUCGUUGGCCAGGCUGAGCAUCGCCUCCGCGGACCCAUCGACAAGGGAGAGCUCCAGGUCUUCUUGCUCGCGGAUUGCGAGUCGUUGAGGCGAUUCGAGGGCCAGGCAGCCACCGAUGCCUGCAUCCAAUUGAUCGACACCAAUAUUGACCUCAUCUACAACGACGUCAAGAAUGGCAAGCACGCCCGCGACGUUUGCGUCGACCUGAAGCAGUGC